AUGGACACUAUCCGACCACGCAAAUUCAAUCCGCUAGUUAACCCGACUCAUUCGAGGCCAGUCCUUGUUGAAAACGAAUCCUCCUCCCCAAACCACAUAUUCCUAGCUCGCCCAUUACUAGGCCCUCUCCUCUUCGAAAAUACAGCAUCCGACGCUCGCGACCACCUCGCCAAUGAGCGCACAUUUCUCUCUUGGCUCCGACUCUCCAUCUAUCUAGCCAUAGUCUCCUCCGCAAUUCUGAUUUCCUUUCAUCUCACCUCAAUACCCACUCAACUCGAACGAUCUAUUGCUCUACCUUUGGGCAUCGUGUUUUGGUGCAUGAGUCUGGCCUGUCUUGCGAGUGGGUUUGGGCUGUAUGUCACCACUGUGAAGAAGUAUAGUCGGAAAGCGGCGUUGGUACAGAGUGGGUGGAAGACGCAGGCGAUAUUUGGGGUUAUGGCGACUGUUAUUAUUGGCUGUUGUAUUUUGUUUCUGGUAACACAGUCCAAGAAUACUUGA
Molecule: messenger RNA, 498 nt
Organism: Talaromyces marneffei
Lineage: Eukaryota; Fungi; Ascomycota; Eurotiomycetes; Eurotiales; Trichocomaceae
Exons: 2
Coding region: 1-498 (165 amino acids)
Source: RefSeq, a predicted model, not a curated record